UAGAAGUAAUAGAAGUUUCACAAUAUAUACCUGCUGCAGUUGUCUACCCUCUUUUCAUUUUAAAGGGUAAACUAUAAUACUAAAUGGCGCUACCGAACGGCCCGAUGGAGAUUGUGUUCUCAUUUGAUACCACAGGAAGUAUGUACAGUUAUCUGGAAGAGGUUCGUGGACGCGUCUCUGACAUGAUACAGCGCCUCCAAGCAGAUAUUCCUGGCAUAAAGAUAGCCAUCUUUGCACAUGGUGACUACUGCGAUAGAAAAACCUACGUCACAAAAUACAUCGAUUUCACUGAUGACGUAGCCAAACUGGUAGCGUUCGUAAAUAACGUGAAAAGAACAAGCGGAGGCGAUGCAGACGAAUGCUACGAACUUGUUCUACAUGAAGUAAGAACAAAACUGACUUGGACACCGGGUUCACAGAGGGCACUUGUUAUGAUUGGAGAUUGCAGACCGCAUGAACCUGAUUAUUCCCAAAAUAAAUUGAAACUAGACUGGAGAAAGGAAGCCGACAGUCUGGCGGUUGUUGGCGUACGUAUCUACUCUGUUCAGUGCGGCUCAAACAGUUAUGCCGACGAAUUUUAUGGCGAUAUAGCAAAGAAAACAUGCGGACAACAUCUCAAAUUGGAAGACUUCAAAAAUAUUUUUGACUUUUUGAUGACAGUUUGCUAUAGAGAAAAUGGUGACGACCUUUUUCAGAACUACGAAAAGGAAGUUCGUGCAAGAACUGGAGCAAUUCACAAGGAUUUAGAUAAGCUGUUUGGUGACUUACGUGACAAAGCACCAACUGUCCCAACAACCGUUUCUCCAUCGGCUGCUGCAGCGACCAAACCCGCACCUAAAACAACCCAUAAACUCAUUAAGCUGACAAAAGCAACGCCUUUGACCAAUAAACCAUCGUUUACGAAAAGAUCAAUCCGGACGAAGCCAGCAGUUCCUAAACACAAGAAGUUCGAGGAAAAAUAUUUGGCAAAAUUACGUCGAGAAAACGUCACUGAAUGCAACUUUACGCUAAGAGAAAUGCCUUGGUCGGCAUGGAAAAUUGCCGUAUCACCAUCGGAAAUGAAGUCUUUUGGAGUUACGACUUUGCGAUCAGGAAGCGGAUGCGGAUUCAGAGCAAAGAGCAUUUUUGGUGGAAAAACGAAUGUUCCUGCUCUGUAUGAGAUUGCUGUUCAGACAAAAUACCGGACAAGAAAGCAUGUUGUGUACAAUAAACUAUGUCGUCGAGGAUUUGCAAAUAAAGCAAACUGGGAAAGAUGCCUACUCGGUCGCUCAGACAUUCGAACCCAAGUUAAUGAUGUUGUGAAGAAAAACUGCAGUGUUUUUAUUCGAAGGAUGGUAAUAAAAACUCCAAAAAUAAAUACUGCGGCGCGCAAAAGUCUGAAGCGAUAUGACUACGCAUGGAAGGCGCUUAGGUCCGAGCGAGUUGGUCACAGGAAAGUAACAAAAGAUUCAAUUGACAUUUCAAACGAAAUGGAUGUGUAAAGUUUAAAAUACAUCGUCAAGUUUAGAAUAUUUUACUUUAUGUUGUACAAUUUUUAUUCAGAUUCACUAUUCAUUUUACUUGUAUAUAAUUAUUGUUAUUUUUCAUUUACUUGCUAAGUUUUGUAUACAUUGCAUGUAGUGUUAUUCAUUUUUGUUUGUUUGAUUGUUUAACUUCAGCAUGUCAAAAUAAAGUUGUUAUUUGAAUGCUGAAAUUAUUUCUAUUUCUAUCAAAGGUCGGCUAUACAUGACGUCGUUGCGAAUAUAUUACAAUGUUCGAUAUUACAAAAAAGACGCAGUGUUAGAUGUUUUGAAUGCAUACUUUUACUACUAUCUAAAUAUUUUGUAAUGUGUUCUAGUUCAGAUUGUAUGGAUGCAAAAAACAAAUGUAUAGAUAUCUGAGACAUUUUUAACAGCCGUGUUCGCGUGACUACAAACACAAGAAUCUCAUUCGAUGUUAUUUUAUCGACUCUACAAAUAUCAACAUAUAGCCAA
Mercenaria mercenaria is the source of this 1973-nucleotide messenger RNA. RefSeq lists its product as uncharacterized. The record is from RefSeq and is a predicted model, not a curated record. The transcript is spliced from 2 exons. NCBI's taxonomy places the organism in Eukaryota, Metazoa, Mollusca, Bivalvia, Venerida, Veneridae. The coding region runs from base 84 to 1481 and encodes 465 amino acids.